UCCCGGCUAUGGGCGCCUCAGCAGCUGUCUCAGACGGACCGACGCUUUUUUUUUCGCCUUCGUGCUGCUGCUGGAUGGUUAAUCCACCAGGCAGAAUGCACGACAAUGAUUAUAUCACCACUGCUGUGAUUGGAACACGGGCACCAGCCCCCGAACAAGCGAGAGAGAGAGACAGUGGAGCGUUCGUUUUUCCCCGUGCCAUCCAAGUUACCAUACAUACAUAUGUACCUUACGUACAUACAUGGACACAGUACCAUGCGCGUACACACACUCUCUCUCUUUCUCACCCUGGGUUCGUAUAUGUGCGCUAUUUCGGAUUCCUUGCUUCGGGACAAUGCGCUCGCUACACGUCCGUCUCGUUGGCCAGCAUCCAACCAUUGAAUGCAUUCUCCCGCCACUCCUUAUCGACAGGAAAGGUGCUUCAAUGCCAUCUGAAGAGGGAAAGAAAAAAAAAAGAAAAAUGGUAAGCGUGGGGGAUGGCGAAAACAGCACGAGGUGACGAGCUGGCGACGAUGGAGGAGGCGCGCCGGCGAAUCAGGCGACGUUGAUGAUUUGCUGCAUUCCGGCCGCUAGGCCUGUUCCGUCCCAACGUAAUUCGACCAAGCACAACCACCAUCACCGCAUCUGGUCCGCCAGCAUGGCAUGUCAUGGCUACAUAUCGCCAUGGCCGGCCGUGGCAAUCAAUCCUAUGCAUCGCCUGUUUGAUGGAGAUGAUCCUGCUGUCACACAUCGCAUUAUCCAUCUGGGGUGGAGUCCAUCUCCUGUGUCCAGCUAAUCAGCUGCGGCCCCCUGUAAAAGAAAAAGCUCUCUUCGGCGGAUUAACGUGCGUGCGCCCCCCGACCAGUGGUCGCGUGAGUUAGCCCCACCCCAAAUCGGCACAUCAUCAUCAUCAUCAUCAUCACCAGCACCAACGCCAGCACCAACGCCAGCACCAGUCGAUGCUAGCCUUCACCUCCUCCGCAUUGGAUCCCGAUAGGUACCAUCGUCAGUCAUAGUGCCGAUGUGGCAGUCUUGCUGUCAUCACGAGUUACACCCUGUCCUGCCCUUGCGUCCUCAUUCAAUUCUUGCAAACCACCUCCCUACCAGGGAUAUACCCCCGGAUUCACGAGAUGCCAGUGACACGCAUACACAUGCCCUCGUACAUCACUUCGAUUCACGCCUUGCAGUCAUCUCCUAAUUAUACCACGCGUCUAUACAUAAUCACAUUGCGUUGCACGGCAUGAGAGUGGUGAGAUGCCAAACAGCAACUCCAAAAACCCCUCGUCCCCCCCCCUUUCCCCCUGCACCAUAUUACUAACUCCCCCACAAUCAACAAAAGAUGCCUAUUUACAAGGCGAAGAUGGCCAUGAAUCCAGCGAGGCCGGCACCGGCGAGCUUAACAGAGUU
This is a messenger RNA of Periconia digitata, 1386 nucleotides long. The record is from the annotation of a GenBank genome assembly. Lineage: Eukaryota; Fungi; Ascomycota; Dothideomycetes; Pleosporales; Periconiaceae.